AUGUCUGAUUUGAUUGAUAUAGUGAAAAACACCCCAGUGGAUGUUAUUUCGAAUGACAGCGCCAAACCGUUAAAUUUGGUCAAGUCGUACAUCGAUUCAGUUAUUGAAAUAAAUAAGACCUUGGAAUCUAGUGUCAAAACUGAUAUUGACGAAGUCACAGUGGAUGGUCUAGAUGCCAACCAAGUCUGGUGGCAAGCAAAAAUUGUUAUCGAUAAAAUCGGCGCAGACUUGAUGGAAAGAAUCCAAGAAUUGAAGGCUGUUGUCGACAAUGACGAUAAUGAAUUAGAAUCCAGUGACGAUAUGAAGAAUGAUGACAUUGAAGAGCAGCUUGAAAAUUCCGAAGAAGAACAAGAAGAUGGAUUCGUAUCAGCCCAGGAAUCUGCAGAGGAAAAUGAAGUGAAUGAAGCCGAAAUCUCUGAACAGGAUGAAAGUGAUUUUGAGAUCGAGGAAGGUCGUGACGAUUAUGCUGAAGAAUCUGAAGAAGAUGAGGGCGAAGAUGAAGCUGUAGAAGAUGAUGAAGGAGAUGAAAACGUUGAGGCGCCUUCUACAUCUAAGAAUGACCCAUAUAAGAUCAAUGAUGAAUUUUUUAAUCUUGAAGAGUUCAAUAAGCAAACUUUAGCCCAAGAAGACGGUAAUUUAGAUGAUAUAGAUAAUGAAGAUGAUGAAGAGAUUGAUUAUUUUGCAGACUUACCCUCUGAUGAAGAUGAAGAAGCCGACUAUUAUGAAGAUUUUUUUGAUAAACCACGAUCCCAGAAACCUGCCAAGAAGCCUGUGGAAGAUGAUGACGACGAAGUAGAAGAAGAGGAAGAGAAUGGCGAUGAAGAUUUUGGUUCUGCUAUGAGCUCGUUGAAAUUAGAUUUAUUUGACGAGAAUGAUGAAGAAGAUGCAGAAGAGGCAGAUGGAGACAAAUUGUCCACAUUUGAAAAGCAACAGUUAGAAAUUCAAAAGCAAAUUGCAGAAUUGGAGAAAGAAGCGAUUGCUGAGAAAAAAUGGGCCUUAAAAGGUGAAGUUAAAGCUAAAGAUCGUCCAGACAAUGCUUUGUUGACAGAAGAUAUAGAAUUUGAUAGAACGUCAAAGCCUGUUCCCGUUAUUACCAAUGAAGUUACCGAAUCCUUGGAAGAUAUGAUCAGAAAGAGAAUUAAAGAAUACACUUUUGAUGAUUUACAAAGAAGAACGAUACAUGAUUUUAACAUGAAGGCACAUAAGCCUAGAUUUGAAUUAAGUGACGUUAAGUCAUCCAAAUCCCUUGCUCAAUUGUAUGAAGAUGAUUAUCAAGGUGUCACUGAAGAAACUGAGAUCAGUGAAGAGUUACAAAAAUCACACGAUGAAGUUUCAAAAUUAUUCAAUGAUAUCUGUUACAAACUAGAUGCACUAUCUUCAGCACAUUUCAUACCAAAACCUGCCGAGAAAUCCCUGGAAGUCAGGGUGGAGACAGCAGCUAUAACCAUGGAAGAUGCCCAACCUCUAAGUAUGUCCACGGCGUCCACUUUGGCACCACAAGAAGUUUACAGAUCUGGAAAGGCAGACAAUGAUAAGGAAAUCAAGUUGAACAACGGUACGGUGAUGUCCAGAGAAGAAUUAACGAGAGAGGAUAAGAAUAGAUUGCGUAGAUCGAUAAAGAGAAAGAGAGCCAAACACAUGAUUAGCCAAGCACAAAGACAACCAAAGAAGAAGAGCAAGAAGGACGAUGUCAUCGACACUCUUUCGCGUGCAAAAAACGUUACUGUCGUUAAUAAGAGUGGUGAAAAGCACGAUACUAGAGGUAAUGUCAGAAAGAACAAUAACGCGGGCAGUAGCGUAGACAAAGUGAGAUUAUGA
Molecule: messenger RNA, 1818 nt
Organism: Kazachstania africana CBS 2517
Lineage: Eukaryota; Fungi; Ascomycota; Saccharomycetes; Saccharomycetales; Saccharomycetaceae
Gene: MPP10
Product: rRNA-processing protein MPP10
Exons: 1
Coding region: 1-1818 (605 amino acids)
Biological process (GO): rRNA processing
Cellular component (GO): Mpp10 complex; sno(s)RNA-containing ribonucleoprotein complex; small-subunit processome
Source: RefSeq, a predicted model, not a curated record